Molecule: messenger RNA, 4484 nt
Organism: Gryllus bimaculatus (two-spotted cricket)
Lineage: Eukaryota; Metazoa; Arthropoda; Insecta; Orthoptera; Gryllidae
Source: the annotation of a GenBank genome assembly
AUGAGCCUGCACUUGGUUCCUUCCACGGCAGCUCGGCAGUUCUUCCCUGGCAGCGACGGGCGACCGGAGACGAUGAGGUCGACCACGAGGCAAGCGCCCCGACUGUGGUGCCUGUGGAUGGCCGCGCUUGCGGCGGCUCAGGAAGAACCAGCUGACGCAGGUCCUAGCCUGCAAAGAGCUCAACGGCAGUGGAACGAUUGGAUGUUGGAGAAAUUCUACUUCAAGGACGAUGACGAAAGUGACUACGACAGCAGCGACGACAGCGACGAAGACGACGACGGUCGCUGGGGAGAUGGGGAUGCAGUUUGGCAACAGCAGCAGCAGCGGCGGCAGUGGGAGUGGCAGCCGCCGAGCCGCGGGAGCCAGUUCCGGCCGCAGCCGGGGUGGGCGUGGUCGCCGCCCGCGCCGGCGGGGGCGGCGGCGCGGCCGAAGGCGGGCGGAGAGGCAGGGGCGGCGGGGAGCCCUCGCUGCGGAGUGACCAUCGAGGUGCCGCGCAUCAUCAGCGGCAAGCAGGCCCUGCGCGGGGAGUUCCCCUGGCAGGCGGCGCUCAAGAGCACGUACUGCGGCGGGGCGCUCAUCCACCCGCGCUUCGUGCUGACGGCGGCGCACUGCUUCGACCCCAAGGUCAUCAAGGGCUACCGCCUCGUGGAGGUGCGUCUGGGGCUGCUCAACCAGAAGACGGUGGACCAGCAGGCGCGGUCGCUGGCGCCGGACAAGCAGAUCCCGCACCCCAACUACCGCGGAGGCUACACGGCGCAGCGCGUGCGCAACCAGGACGACAUCGCCCUGCUGCGCCUCGCCCAGCCCGCGCCCUACACGGGAAUAGAGAAGUUCGAGGGGUCCGAGGAGUUUCAAGACAUCGAGAGCAUCGAAGAGUUCGGGGGUACGAGGAUUCGGAAGGGUUCGAGAAGCUCGAGGGGUUGGAGAGGUUCAAAGAGUUCCAAGGAAUCGAGAAGUUCGAGGGGUCCGAGGUGUUUCAAGACAUCGAGAGCAUCGAAGAGUUCGGGGGUACGAGGAUUCGGAAGGGUUCGAGAAGCUCGUGGGGUUGGAGAGGUUAGAGGAGUUCCAAGGGAUCGAGGAGUUCCAAGGAAUCGAGAAGUUCCAGGGGUCCGAGGAGUUCCAAGGAAUCGAGAAGUUCCAGGGGUCCGAGGAGUUUCAAGACAUCGAGAGCAUCGAAGAGUUCGGGGGUACGAGGAUUCGGAAGGGUUCGAGAAGCUCGAGGGGUUGGAGAGGUUCGAGGAGUUCCAAGGAAUCGAGGAGUUCCAAGGAAUCGAGAAGUUCCAGGGGGUUCAAGAGGUCCAAGAGUUCGAAAGGUUCGAGGAAUUUGAGAGGUUGGAGAAGUUCGAGGAGUUCGCGGAGUUCCAGGGGUUCAAAAAGUUUAAGGUGUUCGAAGAGUUCGAACGGUUCGAGAAGUUGGAGGGGUUCGAGGAGUGCAGAUCGACGAAGUUCAUCCGACCCGUGUGUCUGCCCGACAGUAAAGGCAACCGGCUCAGGGCCAACGGGAUUUCGUCCCCUAUGGUAGUAGCAGGAUGGGGACUCACCGAAAGAGGCGUGUUCAGCGACAACCUGCUGUUCGCGCGCGUGCCGCCGGUCGACCCCGCGACGUGCGCGCAGAAGCUCAACAUCAAGGUGCCGGCCACGCAGCUGUGCGCCGGCGGGAACGUCACAGACACGUGCAACGGAGACAGCGGCGGCCCGCUGGUGCAGGCCAACGAGAACGACGCCGGCGACAUGGUGUUCGAGGUGGUGGCGCUGGUGUCCUUCGGGCCGGUCGUCUGCGGCACGCCCGGCCUGCCCGCCGGCUACACCCGCGUCGCGCCGUACCGCGCGUGGAUCGACCAGACCAUUCGCGAGCAGGGUUGAGCCCCUCCGCCAAACUCUGGGUAGACCGUACAGGACAUUUUCAACCUACUCGGACUUUUCACGGGAGACAACUGGUCACUAGCGAACCUAGUGACGUGAUCUGGAAAAUCGACUACUGAUUCAAAUUUCAAUACAUGUACAAUAACUUUCGAAUCACUCGUAACUGCGAAACGUAAGUCAACAUAAUCGGAAGAAAGCUAAAAAAUCUUUCAAACGUAUACACUUCGUGUUUAAUAUCACAAUGGUAAUGACAGGUCGGACCACAAGGGUCGCUGUCUCCCGUUCAUUCGCCGAGUGUCAUGCAUUGUCUCUGGAGUACUUGCUUCCGCUCUUGUUCGUUUCGAAGUUCAACAACAACGUACUUGCCCGUUCGCUCUCAGGAAAAUUAUUAUAAAAACAAAUACAUAACUGAACGGCAAAAACCGCGGUCUUUUGAUUAAAAAAUAUUUUAAUCGUUAAAAAAACAGUAUGUGGUGUAUGCACGUGCUGCUUCUUGAGCUCCUGCAUAGAAUAUCUGCAAGUUUGAAUCUCUCAUGGGCAGAGAUGUUUUACCCUUCCGUGGUUCCAUAAUGGACAAUCAAUAAUGGACAUUGUAACACAUUUUGAUCUGUCAGCUUUGCAUAUGAGCUUGUGGGUAGUGACUUAUUGGCUUACUGGCAGUGGAACAGGAGCAAUUCCUUAAGUGCCUGUGUCCCCGCUACCUGGACACAGCAAACCAUUUGCAACAAUAAUUCAAAAGCCUUCCCCUCUCAUGCGUCUUAAAAUUAAACGAUUUUCCAGUUUACGCUUAGAAAAAUCUUAAUGUAAACAACUCCCAGAUACAUCCACAGACUACCCGGGUCUCUACGAGUAAAGCGAAAGGACUGUAGCGGUUUCGGUCAGAAAGACUGUGUUUCGGUUUAGAAUACUGUUUGAGAAUGGAUCAUGUAUUACCCUCCUGUUAUGACAAGGUGUGCACUUCCCUCUUCAUGCAACGCCUUUCGAACCUCUCUUUCCAGGCGUGUUGGGUGAGUAGAAGCAUGGGUGUUGUAACUUGAUAGUGGAGUAGCACCUCAACUACGGAUGGCAAAAAAACAUAUGUGUUUUUGAAACAUCGAUUAUUUGUGUUCGGUGUUUUCUUCACUUCGAUGUAUUUUUUAAGGAGCAUCAAUGUUUUCAAAAAAAUUACCUUGAUAUAUUGUAAAUAAAAUUUCAAGUAACUAGUUUUUUGUGAAUUGCUUAAAACCAAGAGCCACUGAUAUCUAUCUCUGUUGUCGAUGCCCAGAUGGAGAGAUUUCUUUAUGGAUACUUUUGGUGGUUUGUCCACAAUGUCUCACUUUAUAAUUAUUUUAACAAAAUGUCUAUUAUGUUUUCUUAAGCAUAUAUAAAGGGCAAAGAUCUUCUUCACUUUCGAUAAAUAUUAUUUAUAACAUUUUUUACGUUAUCAAAGAAUAAAAUAUAACUCAUUGAAGUACAAUAGUUAACAUGAAAAUGAGAUGAGAAAAUACCACCUGUUUUAUCAUUUUUAAAACAUCGAUGUUUUCAUCUACAUCGAAAAGAUGUUGGUGAUGUAUCGAUGUUUGGAUACAAUUUGCCAUCUAACCUCGCCAGCGACAUACUAAAGGUUCCUGUAUCCUCACCACGUGACUGAGCACCCUCUUGCCAGUUUGCUCUUAGUAAAAUCCUCAUGUAAAUAAAAGUUUCCUAAAUAGAACGCAAUCUUAGAAAGACUGCGAGUUCGAAUCUCGCUUGAAAAGAGAUGUUUACCUUUGGGUUAUGACUCCUACUGACAAUGUACCACGUCUCCUAAACUCGCUCCUUCUUUCCGGGUUUGCACUACACUAACAAAUGACGGGAGACCAAUCGGGUGGUCAGAGCUUGUUCCGGCUGGGACUGUGCAACGCUGGUGGGAGAUACCUGGUUGGGGAAAAUCCCUGCAAGCCGACGGUUGGUCAGCGUCAGGUCUCACCAGCCAACAGGAGAUCACCGUCACCUCCCGCGAUAAAAAAACAUGCUCUACACUUAUGGGAUGAUCUUAGCAGUUGGCGCACCCGGAAUCACAAACUACUAUAACAAUUUAAUAGCUUCCAUUAUUAUGACUAUAAUCGAUGCAGGAAGCAACAUGUGUUUAAAAUUUCUCAGUUCUUUCUAUUAACAUAUUGAUCUUCCGUUUUUAAAUGAUUGGUUUUUGAUUGUUUUACAUGAUUGGUAGUAUGGUAGUAAGGGAGGAUUUCGCCAAUCAAGAAGCAAGGUGCAGCACAAAAAAUUGUUUCUUUACGUCAAGAGUUUUAUAAGAGACAACGGAUAAGUCUUAGUCGUAGAUUAUGUAAUAUGUAACGAUAUAAACAUUGCUAGAGCUUUGAAGUUGCUAAUUCACGGGUUACAAAAUUUUGGAUUAAUUUCAAAAUAAUCUCCCACCCCUUCCCUAACACUAAUGCUCUUUUCCCGUCGUUCUUUCAUCUUCGUUAUUUCCGUUGUUGUCAGGUUUCUAUUGUAUAAUUAAAAUUAUGUAAAACAUUAACAGUAAUUAAUUUAUAUUUUGUACCAUACCUCAGUUUUGUAUUAAUUAUAAGAUUACUUAAACUGCAGCCGAGCACAAGUAAUUGCUCAUUUGGAUGCAUCUGCUGUGUGUUUACUUAUGU